Meloidogyne enterolobii is the source of this 1353-nucleotide messenger RNA. The record is from the annotation of a GenBank genome assembly. NCBI's taxonomy places the organism in Eukaryota, Metazoa, Nematoda, Chromadorea, Rhabditida, Meloidogynidae.
AUGAAUUUCAUUAUUAUUUAUUUCUUCUAUAUUUUAACCUCAUUUAUUGUAAAUUGUGCUCCUUCUUUAAAUAUUUCUUCUUCAAAUUUUCUUUCAAAUGAGGAUGAUUUACAUUGGAUUUUUCGACUUUUGCCUAUUUUAGUUGGUUAUGGCUUUCUAAUAUUUUUCUGUUUUUAUUUAAUUCGUUGGGUGGAGAAGAAAUCUAAAGACAACGAUUCUUUUCUUCAACAAAAUUUUUUUCUUCAUUUUCUUCGUCUUUUUGCUAUAGGCCAACCAGAAUAUAAACAAUUACCACAACAAAAUUUAAAUAAAAACAAAUCAAUUCCUCCUUCUUUUUCGCUACGACGGAAAAGAAAAUCUUUUUUUGAAGAUGCAAUUUAUUUUUCAAUAUUUUUCAUAGGAAUUCAGUUUUGUCUAGUCUGUAUGGGCUUUUAUCAAGAAAGAAUAAUUACACAACCUUACAAAAUUCAAAAUAUGACAAAAAAAGAAUUUUUUAAAGAUGCUCAAUUUUUAGUUUUUGCAAAUAGAUUGGUUGCUUUAGUUUUGGCUGGAAUUUAUAUUUUGUUUCGGUGGAAAAGUUUACCAGUUCAUGUCCCUCCUCUUUAUCUUCAUUCUUUCACUUCUUUUUCAAAUGUGCUUUCUUCUUGGUGUCAAUACGAGGCUCUUAAAUAUGUUAGCUUUCCAACACAGACAGUCUGUAAAGCAAGUAAAUUAGUUCCAACAAUGAUUAUGGGAAGAAUUGUCCGUAAACGUCAAUAUUCAAUUAGAGAGUAUAUUUUGGCUUUUAUUAUUGUUUUUGGUGCUUCUAUUUUCUUUUUGUCUUCAGCUAGUCAAAUUAAGAAAGAAAGUAACGACAAAAGGAGAGAAGAAACAAAUUCAGCUAUCUCUGGAUUUAUAUUAAUGUUUGGAUAUUUAUUACUUGAUGCUUUUACUCCAAAUUGGCAAAAAAAAUUAUUUGAACAACCCCCACGUCUCCACACUAGUCAAAUGAUGUUUGCAGUUAAUUUAUUUUCUGUAAUUUUGUGUUUAAUUUCUCUAUUACAACAAGGAACAUUACUUACUUCAAUUAAUUUUAUUUCUAAACAUGAAAAUAUUUUUGUUGAUUGUUUACUGCUUUCGUUGGGUUCUGCUUUUGGGCAGGUUUUUAUUUUAAUGACUGUUAAGCGGUUUGGCCCUGUUGUUCUUUCGUUAUUGAUGACAAUUCGUCAAAUUCUAUCAAUUUUCUUUUCAACCUAUAAUUUCGGUCAUUCAAUUACUUUAAUAGGAUUUUUCGGGUUAUUUACAGUUUUUGGUGCAAUUAUUGUUGAUAUUUAUUCAAAAUAUAGAAUUAAUACAGGAAGAAGGCUUAGAUAA